This is a messenger RNA of Micromonas pusilla CCMP1545, 2370 nucleotides long. RefSeq lists its product as uncharacterized. NCBI's taxonomy places the organism in Eukaryota, Viridiplantae, Chlorophyta, Mamiellophyceae, Mamiellales, Mamiellaceae. The coding region runs from base 1 to 2370 and encodes 789 amino acids. The transcript has 3 exons. The record is from RefSeq and is a predicted model, not a curated record.
AUGCGGCGCUCGCCCGCGGGGUAUCGCGCGUCGAGCGCGCGCGGCGGCGGCGGCGGCGGCGGCGGCGCGCGAGCGCCGUUCGAGUACGAGUCCUCGUCCGACGACGACGUCGACGUCGCGUUCGAUCGGCGCGCGCGCGAGAUGAUGGCCGACGCGUCCCCCGCGCCGAGACGCGCGGCGUUCAUGGGAAGCCGCGGCGGCGGCGGCGGCGGCGGCGGCGGCGGCGGCGCGCGCUCGACGCGCGGACCGAUGCCAAACGAUCCUCACGCGGACGCGGUCCCGUCGCAAAGCGCGCCGGCGACCGCGCCGUCGUGGCGCGCGGCGCCGUCCCCCGGCGGUGGCGUCGGCGCGACUCACGACGACCCGAAUCUUCGAUCGCUCAGCGCGCGAUACCACGACGCGACGAAAGCGCUCGAGGCGGACCGCGCGACGCUGCGCGACGAGAUCGAGCGCGUGCUGGCCGCGGAGCGCGCGCGCGAGGCGGAGACGGCGGCGAUGCGCGCGAACCUCGAGGCGCGGCUCGCGGCGAACGCCGACGCGUCGAAAUCCGGUUCGAACGACGGCGACGACGAGGUCGCGCGCGCGCUCAGAGACGAGCUCGCGCGCGCGAAGACCGCGCUGAAACUCGCGGAGGUGGACGCUGAGGUGCGGCUCGGCGACGCGCGGGACGAGCUCGAGCGCGUCGAGACGAGCGCGCUGGAGGCGCGCGUCGAGAUGGAACGCGCGCUCGGAGAGAUGCGUGACGCCGCCGCGGCGCGCGACGCCGCCGCGGAAGAGAUGCGCGUCGAGCUCUCCGUGCUGCAGUCGGAGCGGAUGAAACUCCACGCGAUGGCGCGGACGGCGACGGCGCGGCUCGACGCGCUGGUCGCGACGCGCGAGACGGGGGAAGAUGGAACGUCAACCGACGCGGGCGCCGUCGCCGUGCGGGACGCGAGGGCGACGGCGGCGGCUUUCGCGGCGGAGGCGGCGGCCGCGCGCGACCGCGCGGCGACGGCGGAAACGGCUGCGCGCGAGGCGUUACGCGCGCGCGACGACGCGCUGAGAGAACUCGAGAUCGACCGCGCGGCGCGUUCGAGCGACGCGUCGGACCGCCGCGCGGCGUUCGCGCGCGUCGUCGCGGACGAGACGAAGGCGGAGACGGAGUCGGGGACGAUCGCGCGUCUGCGAGAGGCGCUCGCGGAGGUGGAACGCGAACGCGAACGCGACCGAAUCGAACGCGCCGCGGACGCCGACCUCCGCGUCGAGCUCGAGCACAUCAACGCGAGCCUCGUCGAGGAGGCGAUGAAGUGCACGGAGAUCGAGAAGAAGAUGCGGGCGGAGAUCAAACGCGCGCGGCGGGAGCUGAGAGACGCGCGCGCGGCGAGAGACGACGCGUUGCGGCUCGCCGCGGGCGCCGAGACGACGCGGGACGCCGACGCGCUCGCGCGAGAGAAGGAAUCGCUCGUGAAGGAGGUGAACGCGCGCGCUCAGGAGUUGAUAGAAAUUCGCGAGACGCACGAGCGCGCGCGGAGGACGCACGCGAGCGAGACGGACGAGCUCUCGAGACAGCUGUACGUCGUGAUGAAGGACCGCGAGGACGCGCUCGGGACGUUCCGCGAGGAGAAGAACCGCAUGAGCGACGAGAUCAGGGAGGCGCGGAAAGCCGGCGGCGUCGGCGAGGCGAACGCGCGCGCGAGGGUGAGAGCGCUGGAGCGCGAGGUGGAAGCGCUGCGACGGAAGCUGCUGGACGCGACGGGAUACGCGCCCAUACGCGGCGACGUCGCGCGGGCGGCGUCGACGUCGGCGGCGAUUUCGGCGGCGUCGCCGCGGUCGCGCGCGUCGUCGUCUCCGUUCGCGGCGGCGAGGAGCCACGCGUCGGGGUACGUCGGGGGCGGAUUCGGCGGUGCGUUCCCGUCGAUCGAUCGCGCGCUGUCUUCCCGCGGGGGGUCGUCGUUCGGGGAUCACGGCGGCGGCGGAAUAGGCGGCGCGCGAGACUGGCGCGCAAAUCACAGCUGCGCGUCGGCGUCGGCGUCGGACGAGGACGACGAGCUCGACGCGCUGGACGACGAGCCGCGGAUGGACUGGCGCGCGCCGCCGAAGUCUCCCGCGCCGCCUCCUCCUCCGCCCGCGCCGCCGCCGCCGGGGGCGGGGGCGUCGCGUCCGCCGUCGGUCGUCGUCGGCGAAUACGGCGGGAGCGCGCGCGGCUUCGGCGUCGAUCUCGCGAUCGACCUCUCCAAGGUGAAGGGGGUCGUCUCGAACGACGAGAGCGACGGGUUGAUCGCGCGAGGCGGCGGCGGGAUGAACGAGGUCAUGAACGCGCUCGUCGCGGGGCGCGGCGGCGGCGGCGGCGGCGGCGCGCGGCCGUCCUCCGCGCCGUUCACGCACAGAUGA